Effrenium voratum is the source of this 1746-nucleotide messenger RNA. Lineage: Eukaryota; Dinophyceae; Suessiales; Symbiodiniaceae. The record is from the annotation of a GenBank genome assembly.
AUGCGAAGCAGGGAGCAGAAUGCUGCGCCGAACAAAUACACCGAUAUCCAGGCAGAGUAUGCUGAGCACAGCUCUUUGCCGUGCACUUUGGACGGGAUGCGGACUGUGGGGCUCAUCCAAUCAGAUUCCAUGGAUUUGCAGAACGACCCUCGCUUCUUCCAAAGCAACGUCCUCAACAAGAGGCUUGCAGCCUUCAGCAAGGUCGAGCUUGGGGUUAUUUCGUCGCUCAUGCUCGGCGCGUGCACCCACGUCAUCGAGAUGAAGAAAGACUUGAACUUCCAGACGACUGAAGGAAUACUGCGGGCUCUGAGUUUUGGGCUGUUGUCCAUCGUGAUGUUCCUGAGCAUUAUUACAACAUACGUUGGCGUUGCCCAGAUGUACCACACCUGCCGCUUGGAAACUGCAGGACCAACUGGUUUUGAAAUCGCCACGUCGUAUUAUUUGAAUCCCAACAUUGUCGCAUGGCGUCAUUUUGCAGUGAGAUGCAUGAUUCACGGCCUCACAAUCUUCCUCAUCUCGACCGGAAUCCGGGUGUCUGUCACCUUUGAGGAUGUGGCAGAGGAGGCGGGGCCCAAGAUAUCCAAAACUAGCGCUCACAUCUUGGGUCUGGUGACGCUGAUGCUCUUCUGCAUUGCAGGUCUCAUAAUGCAUUACAUAAAUGUGAAGCACCAGGCAAUUUUCCGGUGCAACUAUGAGCAUGCCAAGGAGAACGGAUACCGCAGAGGAAACUGUGAGCUGCCCGUCAUCCAUGAAGAGCCAGACGCUGACGAGGAAUAUUGGCUUCGCAAGGGCCAGGGCUCCCUGCUUGCCCUGCGUCGCUGGCGGUUCGACCGGCGGCCUGGGCACUGCAACCCGGAGCGGAGCGUCGCGCUGGCAUUGGGCGGCAGCAGCCCACUUGGGAGUAUGAAAGUGGGCAAACUGCUGCAGCGUGGCAAGAAUUGUGCGGCUCGAACUCGUUUGGCGCGCCAACUGCCGCCGCCAACUUUGCCGAGCAGCAAGCUGCGCCAGGCGCUGGCAUCGCCGGAAAACACGCUGUGCCAGGGCAAGCCUCCAGCAGAGCCGCCCAUUCACUGUGGUGGUGCUGCCGAUGAGAAGAAGGAGCUUGUGGAGACGAUGCAGCUGCGCUCUGCUGGGGAGCGCAGCACAGGCCGAGAAAAAGAUGGCCCUGCCACGAAGAAGCUGAAAGAUGUCAUGGCCGAGCAGGAAGGGCAAGUGAAGCCAAAGCCGGUGCAGAAGCAUGACUUCAAGGGAAUGAAAAAAGAAACCUUGAUCACGACACCCUUCCGCAUCGAAAGGCUGUGGACAGAGAAAACGGCGGAUGAAAACAUCCCGAAAGAGCCACCGGGCUUGACCCCAGGCCGUCCUCUUGGUCGGGGUCCAAAGUUUCCCGGCCGAGAAGAGCUUAUCAACGAGGGGCCUUUUCCAUUGAGGUCACGGAUAGCUCAGCUCGCCACACACGUCUACUACCUUUGGGGCGAGACAAAGUUUACAGACUAUUUGGCCAGAGGCACACCAGCACAGAAUGUGGCGUUGAACUUGGAGCACUUUGCACGUCAAGCCCACCAUGCAGCAGGAAAGCUGCUUGAGGACACACACGUGCCCUUGUCCAGACCGCCGCCCAACCUUCCUGUCGAGGUCAGUGAAGCCCCGGUCGAGCUUCUAUUGUUGCGCGACCGCUUCUCGCCAGAGGCGGAGCGAGCCUCAUUCCGGAAGCCAUCGGAGAGCUUGGGGCUUGGUUUCCUGUAG